AUGAGUACGUUGAAGCAAAAAAUUCGAAAUGUGUUCUCCUGGCAGCACGACGAUUACAAUUUUGAGCUACCACCAACGGACGAUACGGCGGCACAACCCUCCACCACUGCCGAUGCGAAAAUCGAAAAUAAGAGCAAUAAGUUUUUGAAAGGAUCUGCGGUGAAAUCGACGUCUGUCGCGCCGAAGGUAGUCAGUAACCGAACAUCGAAAAUCAACAAGAAACGACUGAAUCACAUCAAUAUUGCCCGCAAUUCAUCGAUAACGUCGGCACAACUGAACGCAGCGGUGCCACUCGUGAACAUACGACGCGCACCCUCGGAUAGGUCGGUGUUAUCGGAAUUCGACCGCCAACCCAUAGUUUCGAAAUCAAACCAGCGUCCGUUGGCUAGGCCGAUAACGCUAGCCAUCCCGUCUUCCUCCGUCUCUGGGAUUUCCUCGACAACAAAAACAUCCAGUCGUGGGAGCUCAAUUGCCCCACCGUCACUGACGAGUGGCUCGGAUCGCGGAACAAUCAUUAUACGCAGAGCACCCCCUGCUCCCGUGGGCAAUCCCAACGAUCGGUCGCUUUUACGUUCCGCAAAGAGUCAACCGAGGCCGCACGGCACUACUGACGAAAGAGCAUCAAUUAAAAGGAAACCUCUUCUGAGUGGAUUUGGCAGGCAGAGAGGCCAAGGACCGUCGGGCCCAAAACACUCCCAGACACAACAACCGUCGUCGGCUGCGGCUGGCAGCAACGGCGGGGCCGGGCCGCCACCGAUCGCGACCGCUGGCGGUCAUGUAGUAGGUGGCAGCACCGGAAGCGGUGGUGGUCUGUCCGCAAACGGCGGUGGAGGCGGUCUGCUCAAGAGUGCCGCAUCGGUCUCGAGCCUGGAGUAUACGGUCGUCUCGAAACCGUCGCAGCCGCAGUCCCGCGGACACCAGCAUCAGAGGAUCAACGGUUCGAAGGAACGGCUGGACAACGCUACCCACCAUCACCAUCAUCACGGUCACCAGCUGCAGCAGCAGCAUCAGCACAGCCGAUCGACAUCGGCACACAUGGCGCAAAUGGCGCAGCAGCAGCAGCAUCAUCACCCAUCGGCCGCGACCGGAGGUGGUGGUGCACCCGGGGCAUCGUCGAUGAACCAUCUGAACAAAUUUCUCGCGGCCGGCGAUGGACCGAACGAGCGGGCCGUCGAAGCCGGAAGUGGUCUGAGCUCGAGCAUGGAGCAACUGACCACCAUCAGCUUCAUGGGACCGGAGCGAGCGGCCCAGAAGGCGUCACUGCACCAGCACCACCGCAAGCAACCGUCGCCUAAUCGGUUGGCUGAGCUGCAAGUGCAUCUGGAGAAGCUGCAAACCGAAAACCGCCAGCUGGAGGAGAAGAUGCACGCGAUGGCCGGCGGCCAGGAGGAGCUGUUGAUGUUGCGCGACGAAAUCACACGACUGAAGACGUCACACGAGCAGAGCAAUGGCGAGCUGCACCGUUUGCUGAACGAGAACGAAUCGCUCCGGGACCGGCUGAAAACGGUGGUGCAGUCACCGUUGUCCGACUCGGAAAAGCAGCAGCUCAUCCGCAAUACGCAGCGGUUGCACAGUUCCGCGCCGGCCUCGAUCGCACUGCCGAACAACAUGGAACCGGAAGGAGGGACACCGUGCGUUACGCCCGAUUGGGACAAGCAGUCAUCGAGCAGCGAAGUAGCUGUGGCGUGUUUGCAGGACAAAAUCAUUCAGAUGGAAGAAACGCAUUACUCUACCAACGAAGAACUCCAGGCAACACUCCAGGAACUGGCCGACCUACAGUCGCAGAUUCUCGAACUGCAGACGGACAACGAGCGGUUGGUAGAGGAGAAGGACGUCAUUUUCCAGUCGCUCUGCCGGCAGACGGAGAAAUUGGAAGACUCUCGCACGCAAAUCGGUACACUGCAGAACCUUUUGCUCCGCGAGCCCAACCAACAGGACGUUACUCCGACCGAUCGCGAGCAGAAGUUGGUCGAUUUGCUGAAAAGUGCCCAGGACGAACGGGAGGGUUUGUUGUUGAAGCAGGAGGAGCUAAACGGGGAGCUCAACGAGCUGAAAGGAGUGCUGGAGGAGCGCACCAACGACGAGUCUCGGGCAAAGGCCCGCGUUAGUCUGCUCGAAUCGUCGCUCGAGGCCGCCAACGCUGAGAGGAAGGACGUUAACACGCAGCUACUAGAAUCGAAGGAGGAUGCUUCGGUCAAGAUGAUUGAGAUUAGCCGAUUGACGACGCUGCUGGAAAAUGCGAGGGCCAAAAUCGAUGAGCUCGAGCUGGACCGCGCCAUGGGCGAUAAGACGGACCUAGAGGAACUGCUCGAUGUCGCGCGGAAGGAAAAGGAUCAGCUCGAAACACAGGUGGCCUCGCUGCAGGAGCAGGUUUUGAUCAGCCAGUGCGAGACUCAGAAACUGAAGGACCAGCUAGCGCAGCUCAACGAAGAGUGCAAGGUGGUGCGAAACAACGCCAAAUGUGUCAUCUCGGACCUGGAGUACAAGAACGAAACCGCGACGCAAGAAAAGCAGAAGCUGGUGUCGGACUACCAACUGCUGCAGGAGUCGGUCAAUGAACUGCAGGUUCAAAAUAAAUGUCUUCUGGAGGACAAAGCCCAGCUCGAGACGCUGCUGUCGGAAAUGCAAAAACAUCUCGGUGAAACCGAGCGCAAACUGAUGGAAAAGACUGAGGAACUAAACCAAGAAACUAGACUUAGGAAGCAGGAGUCGGACGAGUGGAUCCACUUCCAGUCGGACCUAUUGAUGACGGUACGGGUGGCAAACGAUUUCAAGACUGAAGCACAAAAUGCGCGCGAAAAGCUGGCGCUCGACAACAAGGGUCUGCGCGAGAAGGUUCGCGUGCUCGAGCAGCAAAUCGAACAACUUAACAAACAAUCGUUAGAUGGUAAAGGUAUUGCGGACGAUAUGCUGUUAAGCUACGAACGAUUGAACGUCCUCAAGCAGGAUCUUAGUGCUUCGGUGGAAAAUUUGAAUCAUUUCGAUCGAAAUGUGGAUGAAUUUUCCUACCGUGUCAAUCUGCUGCGCAAACAGAUGAGUGGCUUUUCACUCGACCACCGUAAACCGUCUGCCACGAAAAGUCAGCCAAGUGGUGAAUGCGAAUCGUCGCAGGAUACAGAUUCCGAGCUACCUCCACCGCUACCCAAAACAAAGCCACCGAAACUGGUGGUCCGUUUUGCCGACGUGCAACAACGAGAUGGUAGCGAGACAUCGGAAACUAUCGAAACUAGUGCCUCAGAUGUAGACGAUUUCGAGUUGCUAGAGGCCGAAGAUACCGUCAAACGCAACUUAACACCUUACGGUGAGCUACAGAUCCCGGACAGCCCGUCGUCAGUGGACAGUUCUGCGGGUGAGACAAACGGCGUUGAUACACUGCUGGUGGCGGACAAUCAGGUGGGCAGUUAUGAACUAGAGACUCCCGAAUUUCGCCCGAUAGCUGCAUCUCGUAGCACCGAGAAUCUGGUCCAAAGUUCUUUCGCCCUUUUCAAACCAGUUCCACGGUUUGCUUCCAAAAGUACGCAGGAUUUGCGUACUAAUCGAGGCGAUGCGAUGCGCUACCGGCAGCAGAGACCACUUCCCCGCGGCGCUCUGGGUAAUGAAGAUUUCGGUUCGGGAUUGUUCUACUCGAAAAGUACCGACGAUCUUAUCCUUCGCAAUAUCGACGGUAUGACAAACAGAGGCGCAUCGAAUUUAAGUAAAUUUCGUAAAUUUCGCUACGAACGCUCCAUUAGUGGUUCGAGCCUGAAUAGUCUUACGAACCUGGAACACCGGGACUCGUCCCAAUCGCAUCCUACGGAAAGCAAACGGAUGCACAGUUUCGAUCUACUGCCAUCGAGUGCCAACAGUUUGGUGGCUGAAGAUUUGCCGAAGCAAGAAGCAGUGUCCGUGACUCCUGAUAGAUCGUUGCAUGAGCAGAUGGUCUCGAAAGACAAAAGUUCCGACUUUUUGACACCGACAGUAGAGUUUCGUAAACCACACCCGCUCCCGAGGACGGAUAGCGAGCAAAAUGUGGCCGGCGGAAGUAAACCGAAAACGAUUGUGUAUGUUCUCGACUCCGACACCGAUCAGUUUGUGUUGGAGGAAGAACUGAGGGAACGCACAAUUAAAACACCGCCUCGGAGCGAUCCGAAACCGAACCGAGCGCCGCAAGCUCCGAAACCACCUGUGACACCGAGCACCAAAUUUGUGCUAAAUCGAAGCUCAGCGGAAAAAUCGACAGCGAGCGGUUAUUUGCAUGCGAACCAUUCAAAAGAAAAAAAGCAUAAUUUUAUGUACGAUGAGAUGCUGACAACGAAGGAAUCGCAGAACUCUCUCAUUACCUCCGUACAGCAAGAAAUGGCCGUGCGGCGGCAGCAAAAGACCGCGAUACAGCGGCAAGAUUCGAGGCUAUCGGUAAAGAGUCUAAUCGAAAGUAUUGAGAAUUCAGCAAAACAGACCAAACUCAGCACCGAUUCGCGGUGCAGUUCCAGCUCGAGUAUAAACAGCAUUCCUGCCGAUGCAAAUCCUACACUUUCCAGCAAACAUUCCUCGAUCAGCAACAGUAGUAUUAACAAUAAUGACAGCAGCAGUACCGGGGGUACCAAUAACGGGAAAACUCAUGUCAAUGGCAAUAACAAUAAUGACGAAAACAAUGUUAUUCAAAUACCGGUGCAACCGGCUGCAGCAGUGCACUCUGCGUUGCCCGCCAAGAGUCCUCUCCGCGAGCAGCAGCAACCGACUGCCGGGGGCAAUGUGAACAGCAACACCAAACCAAACGCUUCGGCAGACACAGUGUUAUUGAUGAAAAAGUCCAGUCUCAUCAACAACAACAAUGGUUGCAAUACAACAAUAAACCCUGCCAUUAUUUCUCACAAAACAAUGGACUAUGUGCGACGAAAUAGCUACAACGACAUAAGUGAACGAAAAGAUCCUCUAAACGCAUUGGUUAAGAAUGGUGGCUCGAAACGCAAUGCCCUGCUGAAGUGGUGCCAGAACAAAGCCGUAGGCUAUCGAAAUAUUGACAUCACAAACUUUAGCUCAUCAUGGAACGAUGGAUUGGCACUGUGCGCCAUAAUGCAUUCCUAUUUGCCUGAUCGUGUCCCGUACGAUAAACUGAACCAGAACGAUAAACGACGCAAUUUUAGUCUAGCCUUCGCAGCGGCUGAGAGUGUUGGCAUCCCGACAUCUUUGAACAUUGACGAGAUGUGUCUUCAGGAAAGACCGGACUGGCAGCAAGUUAUGAGCUACGUAACGGCAAUUUAUAGACAUUUCGAAACCUAGGGCCACACCGUAAAAAAGCAUUCCAUGUAUAUUUUUACCACAUCUUACCGCAAAGGCCUUGCAGCUUGCCUCCACAUUUGCUGCUAUUGCUGUCUUCGUUGCUGCAGCUAACGGGCGAUGUAUUCUGGUUCGCUCUAUUCUUUUAUUUGUUAUUUAUUUUUAUUGAAACAAACUCUUCUGGAUUGCUUCCCGAUUUGAAACAAAACUAUCGAUGUUGUUGAAAUAUAAAUGAACAAACAAUACGAA
This is a messenger RNA of Anopheles cruzii, 5505 nucleotides long. RefSeq names its product cytospin-A. The record is from RefSeq and is a predicted model, not a curated record. Bases 1 to 5259 code for a protein of 1752 amino acids. Gene Ontology annotation, cellular component: microtubule organizing center; filamentous actin. Lineage: Eukaryota; Metazoa; Arthropoda; Insecta; Diptera; Culicidae. Gene Ontology annotation, molecular function: protein binding. Gene Ontology annotation, biological process: actin cytoskeleton organization. The transcript is spliced from 14 exons.